AUGGAUAAUACAGAUCGUAUAACUGCUAUACCGAAAUCAUUCUCACGUGUAAUACGUCAAUCAUCUAUAUUCGCUAACGAUGAUACUCACGAUGCUGAAGUCACUAAUAAUAAUGGUGGGAAAUCAGUCAUAAAAUCAACAAUAAUUUCUGAUAGUUUCGUUAAUUUUAGAACUGAUCAAACUUUAAGUGAUUUAUAUAAGGCUAUUGUUGGAGAUUUAAUCAAAAAUCCUAAAACAUUCAAAGGAAAUAAAGAUGAUGUCAAUAAAUGGUUCGAAGAUAUUGAACAUCUGCUGAAUAUAGCACAUAUCUCAGAUGCUAUUCGAUUAGAUAUUAUUUUAUAUUCGUUAUGUGGUGAUGCUUUGGAAUGGUUCAAAUAUAAUCAAUCAUCAUUUACUACAUGGAGUGUUUUUGUCUGUGAAUUAAAACGAGCUAGCUUUUAA
Adineta steineri is the source of this 441-nucleotide messenger RNA. Lineage: Eukaryota; Metazoa; Rotifera; Eurotatoria; Adinetida; Adinetidae. The record is from the annotation of a GenBank genome assembly.